Molecule: messenger RNA, 4382 nt
Organism: Beta vulgaris subsp. vulgaris (sugar beet)
Lineage: Eukaryota; Viridiplantae; Streptophyta; Magnoliopsida; Caryophyllales; Amaranthaceae
Exons: 19
Coding region: 262-4212 (1316 amino acids)
Biological process (GO): DNA replication checkpoint signaling; DNA repair; replication fork arrest
Cellular component (GO): replication fork protection complex
Molecular function (GO): DNA binding
Source: RefSeq, a predicted model, not a curated record
AUUACACAAAGCGCGGGAGAUUUGGAGAACAGUUCCCGCCAACACAAUCCCUAAACAGCUUGAAAUUCUUCACUAUCCCCAAUUUUUUUUUCCAUCCAACAAAUUUCUCCACUAAAAAUCUUUUUCCCCUUUCACAAGCUGACGAUCUGCUUACUUUCAAUAAUCAAAUUCGAUCUCAAUUUUGCCAAGAAUUAAAUUAUCAUAGGUGAUUUAUACCUUUUUGAAAAACCCUAAUUUUCGGUGGUCCGAAAGUAGUAAUCAAUGGACACUGAAGGUUUAUCGAUAAUCUGCGCCGGGCUUGGCUCUAUCGAUAAAGAUGAAGAGGGUAAUGCUGAUUACAUCAAGGAAGAGUUUUGUUUAGAUAAUUUGAAGGAUUUGUUGAGGUAUUUGCGCCGUGAUGAUCCGUCGACUAGGGAUGUGUUUAAACAAGUGUGUAAAUGGGAUAUUGUAUCUAAGGAUUUGAUACCCAUUAUUGAGUAUUGUCAAGAUGAUCAUAAUUUGGUCUUAAAUGCAGUGAAGGUUUUGGUGUUUCUUACUAUGCCGUUGGAGGCCAUGUCAAAGGAUUUCAAUGAGCAGCUAGAGUACCUCUGGGGUAUCAAAUUUGCUAUCACUCUCAGCAAUGUUGUUGCUGUUAUCGUCUCGUUACUCGAGAAGCCACUUGAAAAUUUGGAAUGUAAGGCAUUUUCAGAGGAUGAUUGGAAACUGGUCCAAUUGGUUCUGACUUUAUUCCGGAAUAUCUUAGCUGUCCAAGACAUCUCAGCACAUCAAAAGGCGUUGGGUUCUGCCACUCAAUAUCUAUCCUUGCGGGAUGACUUUGUAGACCUAUUGUUCAGAGAGAAUGUAAUGGAUUUGAUUAUCGUCAUAACUCAGCAUGCUGGUGGUUCUUGUCGCUAUCUUCGGCAUGAUAAUUUGCUUCUCUUAGAAAUAUAUCACCAUAUAUUUAUGGGUCAGGAUGCAGAAUCAAUUGUUAAAGUCUGUAUGAAGGUGGAUGGAGAAGCUAAACCUUGUCUUGAAAGUCUCAAAAGUAUCAUGCAAGAGGAGACAGAAAAGAGAAAACUAACCAGAUUGCAUGCUAGUCGACACUCAAAGUUUAGUGGGACCUUUACACGACUUACCUUGGAUGGUUCUAAAACAACAUGCAAGGGAAUCCCCAGUUCCGCGAGUUGUGAUAAACUGCUAAAGCCAGAGAAAGUCCAUCGUGGUCCAUCUAAAAGGAUUGUGAAAGAUUAUGCACCGCUACCCACCACAAAAAGAAGCAUUUUGGAGAGGCUCCAUGACUUUCUCAACCAGUUUCUAACUGGGGGAUACAAUGUGCUGAUGCAGUCAAUUAUCCGGGAUAUUGAGAAGGAGCAUCAUGCAAUACAAACCAGUGAUGUGCUUAUGUUCUUUCACCUUGCCCAGUUUGUUACAUCUUUUCAACAUCAUAAAUGUCAGUUGACAAAGUCAAAUGCAGAUAUCAAACAUGAACACUCUGCCAGCGAUGAUGACGAUGAUAGCACAUGGUUUAAAGGUGACAUAUGUGGUCCCAUUGCAGCAACGAUGAACGAUUCAAUGUUUGCAUUGGUAGUAGCAAAGUGGCAAUUUGCUUUCGAAGGCUUGAAGGAAACGAAGAACAAUGCAUUUCUUUCAGUUGCUGGAUCCCUUGUAAAAACUAUGAUCCGGAUGUUAGAUUUGGUGCUCAAGGUGAUGCCUGAAAAAUCAAAGGAACCACAAACUGCUCGAAUUAUACUUUACAAAUUAUUCUAUGAUCAAACUGAUCAAGGGUUGACCCAAUUUCUUUUAAAGAUGGUUAGAUCAUUUGAUGCUCAUAAGCAACCUAAAAGUGAUCUUGCAGAUUUAGUGGAGAUAAUACAUGUAGCUAUAAGGCUUAUGGAGAAGCUGCAAGCACAUGGCACAUUAAGGGUUGCCAGGAAAUCCAGGAAGGCCAGGAAGAAAAAAGAUGCGAAAAAUGCGGAAAACAAAACUGUUGAAGAUGAUGCCACAAAGCAGAAUGAAAUCCUGCGCUCCAGCGGUGAAGACCUGUCUCCUAAAGUUGCAAAUUGUGAUAAGGAAUUGUCAACACAGACAGGAUGUGAUGAAAAAGAAGAAAAUGUUAAUGGUCGCCGUCAAGUUGAUGAGAUUGAAAUGUGUAUGGAUGAGAGACAAGACUCAGGCAGCCUCCCUGUGGGUGAUCAUGAAGAAUCUGAUAAAAUUCAUGAUCCACUAAGUGAUAAAGAAUUAAAUCAAAUUCCUGAUCCACUAGACGAUACAGAAUUAAAUCAAAUUCAUGAUCCACUGGGUGAUCAUGGCAAAUCUAGUCAAAUAAAUGACGACUUUGUUGUUGCUGGAGCAGAUGAUUGUGAUUCCUCUGCAGAUGAACAACCUUCUACAACAGAUGAAGUUGAUUUUAGGAUGACGUCCUUGCUAUUUUCACUGGCAAAUAGUGCCAUAAUUAGUAACCUCUGCUGGUUACUUAAGUUUUACAAGAGCAAUCCCACUACCACAAACCACUACAUUUUAUGCUUGUUUAGGAGGAUAUCAGAUGAUCUGGAUCUUGCUCCCAUGCUGUAUCAGCUGUCCUGCCUUGUCAUAUUCUAUGAAAUCCUAAGUGAGCAGAAGACAUCCCCACGUAAAGACUAUGAGAACAUUGUCCAGUUUCUGACUAGUCUUGUAAGGAGAAUGCUGAGAAAAAUGAAGGAUCAACCCCUUCUCUUUGUGGAUGUUUUAUUCUGGAAGACACGGAAAGAGUGCCAGUACAUCAACGUUGAAUCCAUCCAACGUGACAUUGGUAAAAUGCAGAAGGAAGUUAGGAAUUGGGGUCAUGAUGAUGAAACUGGUCAACCACAAGGGAACAACGGCACUCGGAAAACUGUAGCAGAGGCACUCGGCGAUGAUGAAUAUGAUGUCAUUAUUCCCAAUCAACAUUGUUUCGAGGAGGACGAAGACUCUGAUGAAGCUGCGGGAGAGGCCCUUCCCACCAAUGGUCAUGAGGAUAAUAUCAUCAAAGAUAAUACUUUGGAGGGUGAUCUUCAAGGUGUCAUAAAGAGGAAGAGAAGACUGGUUCUCAGUGAUAAGCUGGAGGAAGAGAUAAGGGGCCUUUAUGAGAAGUAUAAGGAUAAGUUAAACUGUGACCAGCUCAUUGCAGAAGCUCUUGAUCCUGAUGGAAAUAUUUCUUCAGCUCAAGUAUCCCGCAAAUGUAAAAAACUAGGACUACAACUUCCUUCAAGAAAGAGCAGCAACAUGGCCCAUUUAUCUAAUGAUAAUGAUCAAGAUAAGGAAGGCCGACUUGAAAAAGAUAGCAGUCUGCAAGACUUAAAUCAUGCAGACGGACCCUCUGAUCUGGGGAGACCAAUGCAAGCUAGAAAGAGAGUACGUGCCAUGGAUGAAAAUCAAGAGUUGAAGAUCAGAAGUUUAUUUGAGCAUUUUAAAGAUCAUAAGAGGUGCAGCCACAUGAUUGCAAAAGAAAUGGACCCGAAUGGAGCACUGACGGCAGCCCAAGUCUCUCGUAAGCUCAAGAAACUUGGCUUACAAACUUCUCGAAUGAGAAGUGAAGUAAACAAGCAAAAGAAGGAUGAUGCUUCUACCGAUGGUGAAGAUGAUUCAGACAAUCAGACUCUGUCCUUGGUUAGGAAAAGGAGCAAAAACAAAAAGGUUACUUCAUCUUACAAGGACUUGGGCAGUUCAAAAUAUGAUCAAUCACCAGGGUCUACUAAUUCAGAUGAUGAUGACCUAGCACUUAGCUCAAUAUUAAAGAAAUCUAGAAGAGUUCAGACACAACCAGUAGACAAGAGUGCAGAUGCUUCAACUGAUAAGGAUAAUGUUGGAGAAUCUGGCAGCCGAAUUGCUCAAAGUCUAGAAGAAAGAGGAGAAGCUAUGGAUGUACAUUUUGAUGCUCAAAGGCCUAACAGCCCUCGUAGUAGUUCAGCACAUCAAGCUGCUAGUUUUAGUGACUGGGUUAAGAGAGAUAAUGAGCAGAAGCAUGACAAGUUGUCUGACGGUGCCUCAGAUGAUGGUAGCCCUGGCAGUGAUCCAGAAAAUGCUGCUACUCUCGACACCAGUUGGGAACAGAGAAAUCUUGAACUGAAUGACAAUGUAGAUAGUGUGCAGGAUGAGUACAAAUAUAAUGAGUUGGAAGAUUCAGAGGAUGAAGAGGGACCUAGUGCAUCACUAGAGAGUUCCAUAAAGAGAAGGAAACUAAGGAUAGUGAUGGAUUUUGAGGAUGAUGAUGAGUAGGACCUCUAUCCAAUUUAUGCAACCAAUGUAAAUUAACAAUUGAUCCACACAAAUUGAUCCGGGAAGUAGUUGUAAAUAAUAGUUUUGGUUGGAGUCCCAGAAAUAGUUUAAUACUCUAUCGGUAAAUGUUUGAGUGUACCAAGUCUAAUAGCAUGUUUGUUCCUCAAUGA